AUGCGAGGGGAAAACAAAAAUAAAGCCACUUUGGUAUUUGAUCCAGACAUUGACCAAACUCUAAGAAGAAUCAAUGGGGUAAGUGAGGAUGCAAUCAGACUUAGAUUAUUCCCAUUCUCAUUGAGGGAUAAAGCCAAGUGCUGGCUUCAAGCCCAGCCACAAGGGAGUAUAUCAACCUGGCCUGACCUGGUGAACAAGUUCCUAAUCAAAUAUUUUCCUCCUUCAAAAGCUGCAAAAAUUAGAGGGGAGAUUACAUCUUUUGUUCAGCAAGAAGGAGAGCCAUUAUAUGAGGCAUGGGAAAGAUACAAGGAGUUAUUAAGGAAAUGUCCUCAUCAUUGCAUACCUGAGUGGAUGCAACUUGAAACAUUCUAUAAUGGAAUGACUGCUGCAACUAAAACCAUGAUAGAUGCAGCAGCUGGUGGUUCAUUGAGUUCAAAAACUUUAGAAGAAGCCCAGCAAAUCAUAGAAAUGAUGGCAUCCUCGAUGUAUCAAAAUAUGAAUGAAAGACAAGCUGCAAGGAGAGGAGGAUAUGAUGUAAAAUCCAUAGAAGCUAUGUUUGCUCAAAAUCAACUUCAGAAUCAACAAUUUUCUGAACAGCUUGCUGCCUUGACUCAACAAAUAAGUAACAUGCAGACUGGUGUGGUCCAAAAUUCACAAUUGAGUUGUGAUUUCUGCGGUGGCAACCAUAUGAAUGGAGCUUGUGAUCCCACAGUUAUAGAACAACCUGAUCAAGUUAAUUAUAUGGGCAACAAUCAAAGACAACAGCAACCAUAUCCACCUGGUUUCCAGUUUAAUAACAAUAGAGGACAACAGUUUUUCAAGUGGAAUCCACAGAAUUCUAAUGCAAGAGGAAAUACAGCUACUGCACCUUUCCAAAGUGCAGCUCCUCAAGUCCAGCAACAAUAUUUUCAAGGAAGUUCCUCUGCACAAUUUCAGAAAAAUCAAGGGUAUUCAAAUUCAAGACCCUUGAGUGAGAAAGUGAAUGGAAUUGAGGAAACAUUACUGCAGUUCAUGAAGGUGACAGAAACGAAUUUUAAAAAUCAAGAAAGUUCUAUAAAGAAGAUAGAAACACAAAUUGGGCAGUUGGCUGAGCAACUGGCCAAUAGAGAUGAACGAAGGUUUCCUAGUAGCACAAUAAUGAACCCAAAGAAACAAUGCCAAGCAAUAACCACUCGAAGUGGAGCAGUAGUUUCCAGCCCAAGAAAGAAAAAUGAAGUCACCAAUUCAAAGGAUGAAAGUGAGUUGAAGAAAGAAGAUUUCGAAAGUGGAAAAUAUACUAUGUUAAAGAGAGGAGAUGAUGAGGAAAAUUGCAGUAACAAGUAA
Molecule: messenger RNA, 1323 nt
Organism: Abrus precatorius (Indian licorice)
Lineage: Eukaryota; Viridiplantae; Streptophyta; Magnoliopsida; Fabales; Fabaceae
Exons: 2
Coding region: 1-1323 (440 amino acids)
Source: RefSeq, a predicted model, not a curated record